Cladophialophora carrionii CBS 160.54 is the source of this 1509-nucleotide messenger RNA. RefSeq lists its product as uncharacterized. Gene Ontology annotation, biological process: meiotic sister chromatid segregation; homologous chromosome segregation; attachment of mitotic spindle microtubules to kinetochore. NCBI's taxonomy places the organism in Eukaryota, Fungi, Ascomycota, Eurotiomycetes, Chaetothyriales, Herpotrichiellaceae. Gene Ontology annotation, molecular function: microtubule site clamp; protein binding. Bases 1 to 1509 code for a protein of 502 amino acids. The record is from RefSeq and is a predicted model, not a curated record. Gene Ontology annotation, cellular component: monopolin complex; mitotic spindle; chromosome, centromeric core domain. The transcript is spliced from 2 exons.
AUGAAAGGGAUUGCAGACCUCCUAGACUCCGACAUGGAGGACUCAGCGCCUUUCGUCGACGAAAAUUCAAUUCUCUCUUCUGCUUCGGACGCGACCAAUGCCACUUCAACGAAAGCGACACAGGCGAAGAGGGGAAAGAAAAGACAGCGCGUCACCAUGCCUCCUAAGUCCAAGUCGAAGCCACAGAGAUCCGCGCCUUCAGAAACAAAGAAGGCUCCUCCAAAGCAGACUGCAGGAGUCAAGCGCAAAGCCUCGGAAGACCAAAUCGACCCAGAAUCUCACGAGAACCUUGAUGGGACGUUGGAAAAUGCUGGCGCCCAGACCGAAGCUCUCGCUCCGAAGACGAAGAAGCGCCACCGGCCGGCCGGCAAAGCAAAGAGCAACAUAAAGGCACUCGAGACGCAAGAGCAAGAAGACGAUCUUGUCGACGUGGACGAAGCUCCCGUCCAGAUCCGUUCAAAGCAUGCGGCGACCAAGACAAGCAAGCAGGCCUCGAAAGUUGCCAACAAAGCAGUCAUGUCGGCCGAGUCAAGGGCUCAUCAAAGACUACGUACCGUCGUAUCAGAACCGCAGCUGGAGGAGGAGGAAACCAGCGCGCUGGUAGACACCGCGUCACCACCGAAACCCAGACCAGUUAUCCGCAAUCCCUCCAGAACAAGAGAAGAUGCACAUUUUCGACGACGCGCCGGAAGCGCAUCAGAUGCCGAACGAGGAGACCCCAACCUGCGACGCAAGCUGGGAGAUAUCACACGCAAGUAUGAAAACGUCGACCUGAAAUACCGCAAUCUGAAAGAGGUGGGCGUCAACGAGGCCAGCGCGAACAUGGAGAGAUUGCGCAAGCAAUGCGACGCCACGAUGCAAGCCUCAAACGACCUGAUUGCGUCUCUCAAGAAAGAGCUGGCGACACAAGCUCCUCUGGCUCAUGAGACGCGCAGACUCAAGCAGCAGAUGCAGAGCCAGGAGGAGGAAAUGGGCAAAAUGCGUGAGACGACGGCGGAUCUCACGACCUCGCUCGCGGCUGCGCAAAACGAGAUCAAAGCCCUACAGGCGAAAUUGGCAGCAGCACGGGCCUCCUCUGUUGACCACCCUAAGACUCCGGGAAGCGCGAUGAAGAGCUCUGCCCAUCGCUCGGUGGUCGCCAGCAAUGCCGACGCUGCCAAAACUGUCGAAAUUGCACAGAUGAAGUUGGAUCUGUAUAGUGACCUGACAGGACUCGUGGUCCUCAACCUGAAGAAGACAGAGGAGGGACACAGCUACGAGUGUAUCCAAACCGGUCAGAACGGGACACUGCAUUUCCGCUUGUUCGUCGACCAAGAGAUUGCGAAAACCAUGACCUUCGAGGACACGGAGUACCUGUACACUCCACUUCUGGACCCUGACAGGGACCACGAGAUGAUCAAGCUGAUGCCUGGUUAUCUGACAGAAGAAAUCACCUUUGCAAGACUUAACGCGUCCAAAUUCUAUGGCAGGGUGGUAGAUACGCUCACGAAGAAGAGAGCCGAGGACUGA